This is a messenger RNA of Lates calcarifer (barramundi perch), 1019 nucleotides long. RefSeq names its product troponin I, slow skeletal muscle. The transcript has 7 exons. Bases 142 to 711 code for a protein of 189 amino acids. Lineage: Eukaryota; Metazoa; Chordata; Actinopteri; Centropomidae. Gene Ontology annotation, biological process: muscle contraction. The record is from RefSeq and is a predicted model, not a curated record. Gene Ontology annotation, cellular component: troponin complex.
GACCAGACGUUAUAGCUGCUGUCCGCUCGUCACACAGGCUCACAUAAAAGACUGCCCAUUGUCCUCAGCAGCCGCUGUUUGACUCUCCUCACCUCAGCAGACACCCAGUCACGUUCACAGGAGCCUGACAGAGCCAGAACGAUGAAUCCCAAAGGGGAUAAGCCGAAAUGCAAGAUUUCGGCUUCUCGCAAGCUCUCCCUCAAGAUGCUUCUCCUCACAAGAGCCUGCGAGGAUUUGGAGAGGGAGAGGCAGGAGAGGGAAGAAGAGAAAGUGCGCUAUCUAGGAGAGAAGUUGCCCCCUUUGCAAUUGUCUGGAUUAUCUAUGGAUGAGCUACAAAAUCUCUGCAAGCAGCUUCAUGCAAAAAUUGAUGUUGUGGAUGAGGAGAGAUAUGACUGUGAAUCCAAAGUGAACAAGCACAAUAAAGAUAUCCACGAGCUGAAGCUGAAGGUCCAGGACCUCGGAGGCAAGUUCAAAAAGCCUGCCCUGAGAAAGGUGAGGGUGUCAGCAGAUGAGAUGAUGAGAGCUCUUCUGGGCUCCAAACACAAGGGCUCAAUGGACCUCAGAGCUAACCUCAAGUCUGUGAAGAAAGAGGACGUCAAACAAGACAAGGUGCUUACUACUGAAGUGGGUGACUGGCGUAAGAACGUGGAGGCCAUGUCAGGCAUGGAGGGCCGCAAGAAGAUGUUCGAUACAGGCGGUGCAGCACAGUGAGACUCUGCAAAUAAUGAAGCUGAUCAGUUAAAUGCAGGAAAAAGUAAGCACCACAGACAUAAAUAUGGAAUAAUUAUCUGAAUGUUAAUUGACUUAGGGAUUAAGCAUAAGAGGCCACAAGCAUGUGCUAUAUAACCCCCAGUUCAUCAGCUGUACCUCCAUUUGUUUGAUGGCCAUUUUCUAAGCAACUCAAAGCACUUAAAGUGUAGGAUGAAUAGAGACCCAGUGUUUUUUUUUUUAUUACCAAGGUUCUUUUUUCUUUUGUUUUCUUAUGACAUCUUUAGACAAUUAAAGUGGAUAUCAAUGAA